This is a messenger RNA of Neopsephotus bourkii (Bourke's parrot), 2237 nucleotides long. RefSeq names its product G protein-coupled receptor 37 like 1 (gene GPR37L1). NCBI's taxonomy places the organism in Eukaryota, Metazoa, Chordata, Aves, Psittaciformes, Psittacidae. The transcript has 2 exons. Gene Ontology annotation, biological process: adenylate cyclase-inhibiting G protein-coupled receptor signaling pathway; positive regulation of MAPK cascade. The record is from RefSeq and is a predicted model, not a curated record. Bases 17 to 1774 code for a protein of 585 amino acids. Gene Ontology annotation, cellular component: plasma membrane; signaling receptor complex. Gene Ontology annotation, molecular function: G protein-coupled peptide receptor activity.
AGGGUGUCGCUGGGGGAUGCCGAGCUCCCCACCCCGUGUGCUGGCGCAUCCAAGCAGAGCUUGGCAGGCUCCCAUGGAGCGGGUGGGUGACCAGCAGAGGGCCUGGCUCUGCCGAUCCCCAGCGCCGCUCUUAUUGAGCCCAGCGCCCUCCGGAGAGCCCAGAGCAGCAGCGGACGCUGGACAGAGCGGCCGCUCCUCGGCACGGCUCCAUCGCUGCCGGCAGCGCCGGGGUCCCUGCGCUCGGGGCUGCGCUGUCUCCCACCACACGCUCCCUCCAGAGGGGACCAUGCCUUCUCCGCUGCCGCUUGUCCUCCUGCUGCUGAUGCUGCCGGUGCCAGGGGCUGUGGCAACGCGAGGCAGAGCUGGGCAGGCUGGGGAAGGCAGCAGCCACCAUGGGCAGGGCGAGGAUGGAGGCAGGACCCGGCACGAUGCGGGGAUGCAGGUGAUGGAGCGGCUGCGCCGGGGGACAGAGGAGGACUCCAAGUCGGUGCAGCAGUACGUGCCGGGGGUAAGGGUAGAGUUCCCCCGGCCCCUCAACUCCGCCAGCCUGCACCCAACCAAGGCCCUGCUGCCAUCCAGCACGGACCAAUCUGAGCAGCAAGAAGGGGUCCCCACAGACAGAGGAGGGUCCGAGCCUCGAGCCAACCUCACCACCGUGUCCGACAAGCGGCUGCAGAUCCAGAACCCCUUGUACCCAGUGACGGAGAGCUCCUACAGCGCCUACGCUGUGAUGUUCCUGUCCCUCAUCGUCUUCGCAGUGGGCAUCAUCGGGAACCUCUCCGUGAUGUGCAUUGUGUGGCACAACUACUACAUGAAGAGUGCCUGGAACUCCAUCCUGGCCAGCCUGGCCUUUUGGGACUUCCUCAUCCUCUUCUUCUGCCUGCCCGUGGUCAUCUUCAAUGAGAUCACCAAGACCAGGCUGCUGGGGGACGUGUCUUGUCGCAUCGUGCCCUUCAUGGAGGUAUCGUCACUGGGAGUCACCACCUUCAGCCUCUGCGCCUUGGGCAUCGACAGGUUCCAUGCGGCCACCAGCCCGCAGGCCAGCACCCGGCCCAUUGAGCAGUGCCAGUCCAUCAUUGCCAAGCUGGCCGUCAUCUGGGUGGGCUCCAUGACGCUGUCGGUACCGGAGAUCCUGCUCUGGCAGCUGGCCCAGGACACAUCACCCGUGUCCGGUGUGGCGAUGGAAUACUGCACCAUGAAGCCCUCGUCCAACCUGCCCGAGUCCGUGUACUCCCUGGUGCUCACCUACCAGAACGCUCGCAUGUGGUGGUACUUUGGGUGCUACUUCUGCUUGCCCAUCCUCUUCACCGUGAGCUGCCAGCUGGUGACCCGCAGGAUCAGCGGCACCGAGAAGAAGACCGAGUGCCGAGGGAGCAAGCACAGCCAGUGCGAGCGUCACUUGAACUGCACCAUCAUCGGGCUCACCGUCAUCUACGGGCUCUGCACCACCCCGGAGAACGCCUGCAACAUCGUGGUGGCUUACAUGUCCCCCGACAUGUCCAAGCAGACCCUGGAUCUGCUCAACCUCAUCAACCAGUUCUUCCUCUUCUUCAAGUGCUCAGUGACGCCUGUGCUGCUCCUGUGCCUCUGCAGACCCCUGGGCCAGGCCUUCAUGGACUGCUGCUGCUGCUGCUGCGAGGGCUGCAGCCCUGACACUGCCUCCAGCGAGGGCAGCGCUGACAGCAAGCUCAAAACGGAGAUGUCCUCCUCUAUCUUCUUUGACAAGCCCCGGGAGUCCCCCCCACCCCUCCUGGCCCUCGGCACCCCUUGCUAAGCGCCAAAGGGGAGCUGUAGCGAUCGUUCCACCACCUCCUCCCAAGACCAAACGUUGUUUCGCCGUUAGUGCCCGUGUCUGGACGUGGAACCAGCAGAAGGAGCUGCCCCCUGGGCUUCAAACCCCACACUGGGGCAAGUGAGGCUUGAAAGCCCGGUCUCUAUGGCUGCAUCGGUGGCCUUCUUGCCUCUGCCCAAAGGCCAGCAAGGGCAUCAGCACCCUCCCGUCCUGGCUGCCUGGCCAGGCUCAGAGGGGUUGCUGCUCUGGAGAUGGAGUUGUGCCAGAGAGGUCCCAUCUGAUCCUAUGGAGGGUUUCCACGGAGGCUUGCAGAGGACACAGCAAACACAAACUGCCCUCGUCCUGUCCCGUCCCCUCCCGCCCGCCCCCUCCACAGUAGGAGGUCCCAGUGACUGUAUCCCACCGAGCGGUGCCCUGUAAGAGCUCAAUAAACCAGUAACCUAGA